AUGACGCAGGUAGGGACCUACGGGUCGACGUCGAACGCUACGGCGGUUGCGCCACACGCACUGCCCUCAGCUUCCUCUCUUCUAAAACAAGUCGAGUUAUCGGAGGAUCUGUCGGAUGAUCCGUCUCCGAGGCUCGAAUCACAGAACGACCCCGGCAAGCACUCAGCCCGUAAACGCCGGAAAACCACCAAGGCCUGUGAUGACUGUCGGAGGCGGAAGAUCAAAUGCGAUGGAAGGCAGCCGUGUUCGAGCUGUGCAGAUUUCAACUCUGGAUGUUCAUAUGCCAGAUUGCCUCGGCAAGGGAGACGCCCUAGGUUGAAUGGCACAGAUGCAAGACCAAGCGACCUAGAGGAACUGCGCAAGAACCUGCAUGCCGCCGAAUCGCUCCUCCAGAAAAUCUCGCAGAGCAUUGAUUUCGGCACCUCCAACACCGCGGCUUCUUCCCCUCGAUCAUCCUCAAGAUUGCAGGCUGCUGUCCCACCGGCUGAACGGCACGGAACAUCUUCCAAUGCUGCUUCUGUCGAGCCCUCGGAGGAACCAGCAAGAUUCAUCACCUUGACCGAUGCCGCUAACCAUCUAGAUUUUACGAACACUGGUGAAUACGACUUUCAUGGAUUAUCGUCAGGGGCAGCGUUCUUGCGCCGGAUCACUCAGCAUCUCCCAGGGCUCUUUCGAUACGACUCCAGACUGCCAUUCCUACCCCAGCAUCAUCAAUCUUCCCCUCCCAGAUCAGUAGAGCUGCCACUUGACUUGGCGAUCUCACCAUGGCAAACAGACCAUGGUUUCUACGCAUUACCACAGCGACAGCUCGCGCGAGAUCUGUGCGACUAUGCAUUUACUCGAGCUUCUUGUAUUCUCAGAGUUGUUCACGCGCCAUCGUUCUGGAGACUGUUUGAGACGCUUUACCAUGAACGCCCACAGAAGUUCACACUAGAAGAACUGUUCGUUAUCCAAUUUCUCCAGGCUACCGGCAAUUUGAACGGAUGCCACACUUUUAUCGGCAUCGCUCUCCGAUCAGCUUUGCGCAUGGGACUUCAUCGGCACCUACCACAUACCGCUAGAACACCGAUUAUAGAUGAGACGCGGAGAAGAGUCUUCUAUACCAUUCGACAGAUGGAUAUCUACCUGGCUGCCACCCUAGGGCUUCCGCUCCUUCUUCAGGAUAAGGACAUUGACCAAGCCUGGCCAACAGAAGUAGAUGACGAGUUUAUCACCGAAAGUGGCAUUCAUCGGUCUUCACUCGAUGAAAGACCUUCUUUUCUGGAAGCAUUCAAUGCUCACGCCAGCCUAAUGCAAAUACUUGCCAAAGUUAUGGACUACCUUUAUCCGCCGACUGGGGCUGAUAAGGGGGCUGCGAACGUGACAUAUAAAAUCGCUGUUGCCAAGAUCAGAGAAUUAGAAAAAGACCUUCAUACGUGGCACGAGAAUCUCUCGUCCGCAUGGCUCCCGGGCCCGGAAAAAGAUCUGCAAAUCACCCGCAUCAAGAUUCUUCUUCGAUUUGCCUAUGCCCAUGUUCAGAUGAUGUUGUACAGGCCAUUUCUUCAGUACUAUUCUCAACAGGGGUCAACAGUGGAGACAGCCAAUGAGGGCUGCUUCGCUCUCGCGACCGCCGGCAUUAAUGUAUGCCGGAAUAUUGUCCAUAUUGGCUUGGAGAUUCGCAAACAGGCUGUACUGAUCGGUCCAUACUGGUUCAUCACAUACACGCAGUUCUUCGCAGUUCUGAGCCUGCUGUUAUACGCGUUUAACAAUCCGAACCAGCCAGGAGCCCUGGAUAUAUUUGCUGAUGCCAAACUGGGCAAGGACUGCAUUUCCAGCCUGACUCAGAAAAGUCUCGCUGCGGAUAGGGUAACUGCAGCUCUCAACUCUCUCUUUGAUCACCUCCCUGACUAUUUCAAGUCGAAAGACCGCCAAAGCCAGGACGCUCACUCGGUAUUUGCGUCAAAUCCCGGACAUUCACAACUCAAAUCUCAAAUGUUGAAUCCCCCUCAACAGCAUAUGCCGAGUUCUACAGACACUCAACCAGAAUGGUCCAUUAAUGCACUUUCAAUGCCAGGUAGCGCAUUAUCCGGAAACAGCAUCUCUGAUGCCCCCCCUGCUUACAUGCCGGGGCAUGCCCCGUAUCAUAUUCCUUCGAACGUUAUGGGCUUCCCCAUGGAGGAUCCGUUUGCAUACCCCUUACUCCCUGGUGUCAGCCUUGGUGACAACAGUUUCGGGAUCUUACCUGAAGAUGUUUUGCAACUCCCUGUCUUCGACGCCAACAUGAGUUUGGAGGAACAAUUUCCGCACCUUCAUGAUCCCUAG
Messenger RNA from Neoarthrinium moseri, 2301 nucleotides. RefSeq lists its product as uncharacterized. The record is from RefSeq and is a predicted model, not a curated record. Lineage: Eukaryota; Fungi; Ascomycota; Sordariomycetes; Amphisphaeriales; Apiosporaceae. The transcript is spliced from 5 exons. Gene Ontology annotation, biological process: positive regulation of transcription by RNA polymerase II; DNA-templated transcription. The coding region runs from base 1 to 2301 and encodes 766 amino acids. Gene Ontology annotation, cellular component: nucleus. Gene Ontology annotation, molecular function: zinc ion binding; DNA-binding transcription factor activity, RNA polymerase II-specific; sequence-specific DNA binding.